UUUCACACACCUCAGGAACACCUCUUUGCUGCUGCUGCCCGCUGCCCGGACACACCUGCAGCCCUGCCCAGCCGGCUCUGCUCACUCAGAGCUUGUCAAUGCCCCAGACAUGAGCCAGCCCAGGCCCCGCUACGUGGUAGACAGAGCUGCUUACUCCCUCUCCCUCUUCGAUGAUGAGUUUGAGAAAAAGGACCGCACCUACCCGGUGGGAGAGAAACUUCGCAACACCUUCAGGUGCUCCUCCACCAAGUUCAAAGCCACUGUGUUUGGGUUGUUACCUGUGCUCUCCUGGCUCCCCAAGUACAGGGUCAAAGACUACAUCGUCCCUGACUUGCUGGGUGGACUCAGUGGGGGCUGUAUACAGGUGCCACAAGGCAUGGCGUUUGCAUUGUUGGCCAACCUUCCUGCUGUCAAUGGCCUCUACUCCUCCUUCUUCCCCCUCCUGACCUACUUCUUCCUCGGGGGUAUACACCAGAUGGUGCCAGGUACCUUUGCCGUUAUCAGCAUCCUGGUGGGUAACAUCUGUCUGCAGCUGGCCCCGGAGUCGAAAUUCCAGAUCUUCAACAAUGUCACCAAUGAGACCUACGUGGACACAGCAGCCAUGGAGGCAGAGAGGCUGCAUGUGUCAGCAACACUUGCCUGCCUGACUGCUGUCAUCCAGAUGGGCUUGGGCUUCAUGCAGUUUGGCUUUGUCGCCAUUUACCUCUCUGAAUCCUUCAUCCGGGGCUUCAUGACAGCUGCCGGCCUGCAGAUCCUGAUCUCGGUGCUCAAGUACAUCUUUGGUCUGACCAUCCCCUCCUACACAGGCCCAGGCUCCAUCGUUUUUACCUUCAUUGACAUUUGCACAAACCUCCCCCACACCAACAUCGCCUCGCUCGUCUUCGCCCUGGUCAGCGCUGUCUUCCUGGUGCUGGUGAAGGAACUCAAUGCUCGGUACAUGCACAAGAUCCACUUCCCCAUCCCUACGGAGAUGAUUGUGGUAGUGGUGGCAACAGCCAUCUCUGGGAGCUACAAGAUGCCAAAGAAAUACCACAUGCAGAUCGUGGGAGAGAUCCAACAUGGGUUUCCCACUCCAGUGGUACCGGUGGUUUCGCAGUGGAAGGACAUGGUGGGCACAGCCUUCUCCCUGGCAAUUGUGGGCUACGUCAUCAACCUGGCUAUGGGCCGGACCCUUGCCAACAAGCAUGGCUAUGAUGUGGAUUCUAAUCAGGAGAUGAUCGCCCUGGGCUGCAGCAACUUCUUCGGCUCCUUUUUCAAGAUCCACGUCAUUUGUUGUGCCCUCUCUGUCACGCUGGCCGUGGACGGGGCUGGAGGAAGGUCUCAGGUGGCAAGCUUGUGUGUGUCUCUGGUGGUGAUGAUCACCAUGCUGGUCCUGGGGUCCUAUCUGUACCCUCUCCCCAAGGCUGUUCUGGGAGCCCUGAUAGCUGUCAACCUCAAGAACUCCCUCAAGCAACUCAGUGACCCCUACUACCUGUGGAGGAAGAGCAAGCUGGACUGUUGUGUCUGGGUGGUCAGCUUCCUCUCCUCGUUCUUCCUGAGUCUGCCUUAUGGCGUAGCAGUGGGUGUGGCCUUCUCCAUCCUGGUCGUGGUCUUCCAGACCCAGUUUCGAAAUGGCUCCACACUAGCCCAGGUCAUGGACACGGACAUCUACGUGAACCCCAAGACCUACAACAGGGUCCAGGAAAUUGAGGGGGUUAAGAUUGUGACUUACUGCUCCCCUCUCUACUUUGCCAACUCAGAGAUCUUCAGGCAAAAAGUCAUUACCAAGACAGGUAUGGACCCCCAGAAAAUAUUACUCGCCAAGCAGAAAUAUCUCCGGAAGCAGGAGAAGAGGACAGCGAUGCCCACCCAGCAGAGGAAGUCCCUCUUCAUGAAAACCAAGACGGUCUCUCUGCAGGAACUCCAGCAGGACUUUGAGACUGCUCCCUCUACUGACCCCAACAAUAACCAAGCGCCUGCAGGAGAUGCCAAUAUAUCCUACAUCACCUUCAGCCCAAGCACCUCGGCAGCUGCCCCGUGUGAGCCACCCUCCUCCACUCAGUCCCCCACAGAGCCUAGUGACGCGCUAGCCAGCGUCCCACCCUUUGUUCCCUUCCACACGCUCAUCCUCGACAUGAGUGGAGUCAGCUUCGUGGACCUGAUGGGCAUCAAAGCCCUAGCCAAGCUAAGCUCCACCUAUGGGAAGAUCGGAGUCCAGAUCUUCCUGGUGAACAUCCAUGCCCAGGUGUACAAUGACAUCAGCCAUGGAGGAGUCUUCGAAGAUGGGUGUGUCCAGCGCAAUCAUGUGUUCCCCAGCAUCCAUGAUGCAGUCCUCUUUGCCCAGGCGAAUACUAGAGAAGUCCCAGCAAGCAGCUUCCAAGGGGCUCCGGGAGACACUGAGCUCUCCUUAUGUGAUUCCCAAGAGGACGGUCCCAGCUAUUGGGACUUAGAGCGGGAGAUGUUCGGGAGCAUGUUUCACACAGAGACCCUGACUGCCCUGUGAGGGCUCCUUUGGUUCCCAUACUGCCUCCUGAGCUCCUGGCACCUGGUAUUUCCAUGGACGAUAAGCCCAGGACCACAGGAAGUGACAGAGAGAAGUGUCCGUCCACCAAGGCUCUAGAUCCUCUCUCAACUCCUUGUUCUCUCUCUGACUCCCCCCCCCACUUCCCUGUCUCCCUGGGAGAGAGCCAUCUUAGCCUCUGCAGCUGGAAGAGCCUGUCCAGACGAGGGUUGGCAAGGAUGAGAGUCUGGUGGGCCUACCUCGUCACCCUUCCCUUCCCACUGAAGCCUGGGCCAGCAGUAAUCUUAUUCUGCCUAUCUACACACGCCCCACCCAUGGCAGCUGAUGGACGCCUUGACUUCCAGCCUUAAGGGUGAACCAAGAACAGAAAGAUAAGAGCAACUGUGCUGAGCUGGAGUGCAGUUCAGACGGGUCUGUGGCCUGGGUGGUCUGGCCUCGGAAGGGUCUUGGGCUGUCGUGGGACACCGGGAUGAGCUGGGUUAGAAUGUUGAAGCUUGUCCCUCCAAUUGCCUCAAAGUUGUCAGCUCUGUGCCUCAAAGACACGGUACUAUCCACAAUCCAGGAGUCUCUGUGGCCAUUUCUCUCACUAAGACUGCUGAGGUUCCCCAUUGCUGUCCAGCACUUCAGACUCUAGUGUGGCAGUGGGCGGCCCCUCAAGACUGUCAGCACUACCUCUCCAGGGACAACCCACCAGGGAGCUGACUGGACCUCUUCAAUCAUCCCUGCCUGGACGCUGCCCCAUUCUGGAGAACAGGUGGCCAGCAGAAUCCUCCGACGAUGCAGCAGCAGCUGUUAUCACAAGACCUUUCGAGCACCCCUCUUUGUACGAGAGACAUGGAAAGGGAAGUCGGUUGUUAACGCAAACUCAGGGCAAACCGGUGGGUCCUAGGCCUGACAGUCCACCUGACCUCAGAGCCCACAGCACUUCUCCUGGGGAAAUCUGCCAUGUCCAUUUCCAUUUCCACUUGGAAAAAGCCAGCCAUUUGAACUCUCUCUUACCAGCCUGGAGCCCGGAGCUGUGGCGGGAGGCCCUGACAGGUGGAGGAGAAAGUUCUGAGGCGCUAGCUUCAGCAUCCAACUGGGUACAGAUGUGAAGGACUAUUCCAGACUGCAUCUCCCUUUACAGGGACCUCCUAACACUCCUAACACUCUCAGGACCUCCUUCCCC
Molecule: messenger RNA, 3668 nt
Organism: Onychomys torridus (southern grasshopper mouse)
Lineage: Eukaryota; Metazoa; Chordata; Mammalia; Rodentia; Cricetidae
Gene: Slc26a9
Product: solute carrier family 26 member 9
Exons: 21
Coding region: 110-2482 (790 amino acids)
Biological process (GO): transmembrane transport
Cellular component (GO): membrane
Molecular function (GO): oxalate transmembrane transporter activity; bicarbonate transmembrane transporter activity; sulfate transmembrane transporter activity
Source: RefSeq, a predicted model, not a curated record